GAGCCAUGCAAAACAACGACACUUGAUGCUACCCUACCGCGGACGCGCUAGAGCCAACACCACGCGACAAGAGUAGAUACAAGAUGGCGACCAUUUUAGUAUCAGAGGAAUAAGUGCCGUGAAGGAUAGAAAAAGCUAUGCCGUGGGACCACCCCGUUUCUGAGCUCGCCAUGGUGAUCUGAAGCCCCAGUGUGGACGUGUCACAUCCACACUCACCUACCCACAGACACACACACGGACUGAGCCACCCAGCAAGUGUGUGCGAUGGACAGGUGUAAGCACGUGGGGCGGCUCAGGCUGGCCCCAGAUCACUCCAUCCUCAACCCCCAGAAGUGGCACUGCGUGGACUGCAACACCACAGAGUCAGUGUGGGCCUGCCUGGGCUGCGCCCACGUUGCAUGCGGCCGCUACAUCGAGGAGCACGCCCUGCAGCACUUCCUGCAGCAUCGUCACCCGCUGGCCAUGGAGGUCAACGAGCUCUAUGUCUUCUGCUACUUGUGUGACGACUAUGUGCUCAACGACAACGCAACGGGAGACCUCAAGCUGCUGCGCUCCACUCUCAGUGCCAUCCAGAGCCAGCGCUACGAGGUCACCACGCGCUCAGGACGCACCUUGAGAUCGGCUAGCACCCCGCCCGACGCCCCCCAGCCCUGCGGCUCCAGUUUACUGCAGCUGAGGGACGAGGACCGCAUGUUCACGGCGCUCUGGCACCGCCGCCGGGCACUGAUGGGUCGAGUGUUCCACACCUGGUUCAGCCUGACAGAAGGGGGGAAGAGGAGGGAAGAGGAGGAGAGGCAGAGAGAGGAGGAGGAAAGGAGGCGGAAGGAGUUGAGGGAGAGGAGGAAGACGUUGAAGAGGCAGCUAAAGGAAGCGUUGGAGAGCGCCCCACCAAGGAAGAGCCACCGCCUGAGGAGAGCCAGUCAGAGAGCUGCUGCCGCCGCCGCUGUCGCCCCCCGCCCCACACGGACACGCACACCCAGCACCACUUACACACCCCAGUCUCCCCUCAAACCCCGACCAAGAACCCAGAGCCCCGCCACUCCCACCCCCAAGAGAAUGGGCCGCCCCCCUAAAACCCCUGCGCCCAAACCCACUCGCUACUCAACACCUUCUUCCUCCACCAAAGGCAAACCCAGAGCCUCCUCUGUCCAAGCCUUGACUGCCCCCUCCCCAGCCCCCCGCCGUGCCCCCUCCAAACAGGGUGACUCGCCCCUCAAACGUCGGCCCACUGUCACUCCGGGUGUCACGGGCCUGCGUAACCUAGGCAACACAUGCUACAUGAACUCCAUCCUGCAGGUGCUGAGCCACCUUCACAUCUUCAGGGAGUGUUUCCUCCGGCUGGAGCUGCUAGCCUCGGCCGUCCACGGCCAGCUGUUGGUUCCCAGCCCCGGGGGCCCAGUGUCAUCCUCCCCGCUGGCCCAGAGGAGAGGCCCCCAGAUGGGCGUUGGGCUAAGUGGGGGGGCCUCCAGGGCCCGGAGUAUGGAGCUGAUUCAGCCCAAUGAGCCCAGCUCCAAGCACAUCUCCCUGUGUCAUGAGCUGCACACACUCUUCCAGGUGAUGUGGUCGGGCAAGUGGGCGUUGGUGUCGCCCUUCGCAAUGCUGCACUCGGUGUGGCAGCUGAUCCCAGCCUUCCGGGGCUACGCCCAGCAGGAUGCCCAGGAAUUCCUGUGUGAGCUGCUUGACAAGGUGCAGCACGAGCUGGAGAGCACAGGGGCUCACAUGCCACCCGCUGGUGUGUCAACCGGACAGAGACAUCUCAUCAAGCAGGUGCUCAGCGUAGUCAACACCAUCUUCCAUGGUCAGCUCCUCAGCCAGGUGACGUGUCUUGCAUGUGACCACCGCUCCAACACGGUAGAACCCUUCUGGGACCUGUCGCUGGAGUUCCCUGAGCGUUACCACAGCAACAGCCGGGAGAGCGCAGCGCAGGUCUCGUGCCAGCUGACGGAGAUGCUGGCCAAGUUCACGGAGACCGAAGCACUGGAGGGCAACAUCUACGCCUGCGACCAGUGCAACAGUAAGCGGCGGAGGUUCUCCUCCAAGCCCGUCAUCCUGACUGAAGCUCAGAAACAGCUGAUGGUUCACAAACUUCCUCAGGUCCUGCGCCUGCACCUCAAACGCUUCAGGUGGUCUGGGAGAAACCACAGGGAGAAGAUUGGGGUCCACGUCAGCUUUGACCAGCUCCUCAACAUGGAGCCAUACUGCUGCAGAGACCCCUCCCCCAAGGGCUCGCCAUGCUCCAGUCCCACCCCCGCUGGCUCCCCAAGCCCCAAACACUUCCUGUACGAACUGUCCUCUGUGGUGAUGCAUCAUGGGAAGGGCUUCGGCUCUGGCCACUACACUGCCUACUGCUACAACAAAGAAGGAAGGUUCUGGGUCCACUGUAAUGACUCUAAGCUGAACGUGUGUUCUGUGGAGGAGGUGUGUCGCGCCCAGGCCUACAUACUCUUCUACACGCAGCGCUUCACUCAGGAUAAAGACAGGCCUCUAUAGGACCAGAACCCACCGAGCCCCGCCCCAAUCCUCCUCCUUUGUACCUCAGCAGUCCAGUGACAUGUCAUCAUCAGCAUUACCACCAACACCAAAACAUCUCAACCCCCCCCCCCCCCCCCCCCCCCUCUCACACUCUUUCUUUGUGGGCAUUUUAUCUCCUCUGGGGGGAGGAAUGAUUCAUUGUAUCAUUAUUUUUCUAAGAGAGACAAAGGACACACUCCUUUUUAUUUUAUUUUGUCUUUGUGAAUUUCUUGUACAUGUUGUUUAUAUGGGUUUUAAAAGAAAAGUCAAACGUGUUUGUGUUUGAUAGUGUAUAGGUUUAUUUUAUCAAGAGUAUCAGCCAAGUUGUGCGUUGUAUUAUAGACACGCCUUUACAGGAGUAGAGACAGACUUUGGCCAGGUGUGACUGUGUAAUCUGUAGUUCAGAUUUAUUCAGGUGUCAACCUUUCUGCUCUUCUGUGCUCUAUUUUUCUUUUUCUUAAACGAUUUGAAUCAACUAAAAUGUUUCUCACAGCCACUUUAGACAGUUGACUAAGUCAGUCAGUCAAAUUCUCAACUGGAAUGUAGAUAAUUCCCUCCAUAAAUAGUCUUUAGAGUUUAACCCUUUUUGGUUUGCCAAGAGAUGGAAGGGAAGAGAUGGAAGGGAGAUGGAAGGGGAAGUGAGACAACUCACUCACUUCUAUUUUCUGGUUCAUAUACAGUCAAUGAACUAAGCAGGCCAGACCCAGCUGCUAAUGCAUUGGUGCCUAUGGGAGAGCCACCACUUAAGUGGAAUGGAACAGUGACAUUUAAAAAAAAAAAAAAAAAAAGGUAAACCGCCUGAGUGGGACAUCUUCAUUAAUCCACCAUCUUUGGUAUCGCUCUCUCUAGUAAGUCUGGUCGGUCAGGAAAUGGUUCAUAAUUAACUACUGACCUCAUGCCAAAGGACGAGGGAAACGUUUAAAAAGUAUCUCAGAUUCUCCAAAAACAAUUACAGGACAUUUGCAAGAUAUAUUCUUUGACUGGUUUUGGGAAAUCUAUUUUAUAACCAGUUUCCAAAGGGAUGUUUGUUUUUAGCUGAAUCCUGCCCUCUGUCUUCAGAAUGUAGAUGUCUUUCGUGGUGCUGGUGCUUUUAGGCUUGUUGCCUCCUAACUUUUGGUUGGUAUCCCUACAGCAGAAACAAGUGUCAUAGAAAAGUGCCCUUCGUUAAUCAGAACAUAUCUAUUUUUGUAGUUCCCUUGCCAUAAGUGUAUUUGGUAUCAGUUCUUUGUAGCAGAGACUGUAAAAUGCAGUCUCACCCAGGCCAGCAUUUAGAAUAUUGAAUGUAUUUUUGUGUACUCGGACAUUGAGGAUUUUUCACAAAAGUUGUUUAAAAAAAAAAAAACAGGGCCACUGACUGUUAAAGAUUUUUUAUAGUUUUGUAAUUGAUUCCUUUCCCCCCAGCAGGUCUGACCCAUCUCGUGUGUGUAUACCAGCAUAUGUGUUCACACAAUAUAGUUGGCUCUGUAUAAUGUAAGUAUAAAAUAGCCAGACUGAUGCAAGUAGAUCCUUGCUGUGUUCAAAACUGUACGCGUGUAAGAAAGAUAUCUCCAUGCUGGUACUAGCUUAACUGCUCAACCUAAAUGCUGUUCAUCUCUAGAUUCACCUUUUGGGGAGAAUUCAAAGCACAUUUCCACUUCAUCCUUUUUUCUGUGCGAUGUUUGUCUGCAUUGUGCUCAUACUGCCUCGGGUGUGUGUACAUUUAUGGAAGUGAUACUAUGCAAAUUCUUACCUCAAUUUUUAUAGAAUUACCUCAAAAUGAGAAUAUAUUUUCAUUUUUCUAAGAAAA
Molecule: messenger RNA, 4297 nt
Organism: Oncorhynchus mykiss (rainbow trout)
Lineage: Eukaryota; Metazoa; Chordata; Actinopteri; Salmoniformes; Salmonidae
Product: ubiquitin carboxyl-terminal hydrolase 44
Biological process (GO): protein deubiquitination
Molecular function (GO): zinc ion binding; cysteine-type deubiquitinase activity
Source: RefSeq, a predicted model, not a curated record